Molecule: messenger RNA, 1168 nt
Organism: Trametes versicolor FP-101664 SS1
Lineage: Eukaryota; Fungi; Basidiomycota; Agaricomycetes; Polyporales; Polyporaceae
Product: CDF-like metal transporter
Exons: 13
Coding region: 166-1098 (310 amino acids)
Biological process (GO): monoatomic cation transport; transmembrane transport
Cellular component (GO): membrane
Molecular function (GO): monoatomic cation transmembrane transporter activity
Source: RefSeq, a predicted model, not a curated record
GUCGAGAGGGCAUCUGGGCCCAAGAAAGUCGAGGACCCCUUCAACUUCCGCAGCGCCUUCAAGAACGAGGCGCAGCUCUUCGACCUGCGCAAACGGCGUAAGGGCAAGGGUCUCGAACGCUACCACCGUCGACAGAACAAUCUCAUCAAUGACCUUCUCAAGUCCAUGGAAGACCAUACGAGCGAAGCUCGAGUCGAGGAAGAGCAGUCUCGUCUUCCCGUCAAGAUUGCCGUAUGGGCAAGUCUCAUAGCCAAUCUCGCUCUAUGCAUCCUACAGAUGUAUGCUGCGAUAUCGUCUCUUUCUCUGUCGCUGCUGGCGACGGGAAUUGAUUCGGUGUUUGACAUCGGGAGCAAUAUUCUCUUGUUCUGGUUGCACAAGAAAGCUGCAGCUCUAGAUGCUAACAAAUGGCCCGUUGGUGGGUCCCGUCUCGAGACCAUCGGCAACAUCGUAUACGGAUUUCUCAUGGGCUCGGUCAACCUCGUCGUCAUCGUCGAGUCCGCACGCACGCUCAUCACGCAUAGCGGCGAGGACACCAAUGCCCUCCACGUUCCCUCUCUGAUCGCGGUAGGCGCGGCUCUAGGUGUCAAGUUCCUCCUGUUCCUCUACUGCUUUGGGUACCGCGGCGCGUCGAGUCAAGUGCGCAUGCUGUGGGAGGAUCAUCGGAACGACCUGUUCAUUAACGGCUUCGGUCUCCUCAUGUCCGCCGGUGGGAGUAAACUCAGGUGGUAUCUCGACCCCAUGGGCGCCGUCAUCAUCGCGUUCGGUGUCAUCCUUGCGUGGUCUCGCACCAUUUACCACCAGUUCGAGCUGCUGGCUGGGAAAUCGGCCCCGCACGAGUUCUUGCAGCUCCUCAUCUACAACGCCGUCACGUUCAGCGACGAGAUCGAGAAGGUCGAUACUGUACGCGCAUACCAAAGCGGACCAGAAUUCUACGUAGAGAUCGACGUCGUGAUGGACGCAAAUACCCCGCUGUGGAAGGCGCACGACCUCAGCCAGAACCUUCAGGACAAAAUAGAGGUCCUACCCAAUGUCGGCCGUGCGUUCGUACAUGUCGACCACGAGACGACACACGCCCCCGAACAUCGCAAAUAUCAGUGAUCCACAGAUUCACGCUUACCUACGCAAUGUGCUAUGACGUCCUUCUCGGACUGCUCACGACGAUGUAUCU